Molecule: messenger RNA, 301 nt
Organism: Calypte anna (Anna's hummingbird)
Lineage: Eukaryota; Metazoa; Chordata; Aves; Apodiformes; Trochilidae
Product: small basic protein 1-like
Exons: 2
Coding region: 74-262 (62 amino acids)
Source: RefSeq, a predicted model, not a curated record
AAGCUUCCAAAGUCCCCCACCAUGGCCAUCCCAGCCCUGCUUUGUGUGCUGAGAUCUCCCUUGGCCUCCAGACAUGAGGGUGCUCUUUGUGGUCUUUGCUCUGCUCCUGGUUUCCUCCUUGGCCACCCCAGGGCACGGGCAGCCUAAGGGCUUUUGUGGUGGGUAUUGUUCCUACCUGUGUGGCAAAAGGGAUGAGUGGACUUUCAGCCAGUCCUGUGGGAAGAUGUACUGCUGCAUCCCCCCACCCAAAAAGGGAAAAUGAUUCUGAAAGGGUCCAGCCCUGGAGGAGGAGCAGCAGCAA